Messenger RNA from Dunckerocampus dactyliophorus (ringed pipefish), 2852 nucleotides. Its product is annotated as alpha-tectorin-like. The transcript is spliced from 19 exons. The coding region runs from base 1 to 2514 and encodes 837 amino acids. NCBI's taxonomy places the organism in Eukaryota, Metazoa, Chordata, Actinopteri, Syngnathiformes, Syngnathidae. The record is from RefSeq and is a predicted model, not a curated record.
AUGCUCCUUUACCUGCUGGUCAUCACGGUUGCCGUCGGCCUGCUGCCAGGCCAGUCAGAUAAUGUGGAGGACAACAGCCAGUCAGAUAAUGUCUCAGUGUCAACAUGGAUGACAUGUCUCAGUGUCAACAUGCAGGACAAAAGCCGGUCAGAUAAUGUGGAGGACAAAGGCCAGUCAGAUAAUGUCUCAGUGACAAUGUGCAGGACAAAGGCAGGUCCAAGUGCUCAGUACACCGCAGACUUUGACGCCAGCAGCUGUCCCAUUAACUAUUAUGGAGAAACAUACAACAUGCUUUACGUGGACAUUGAUGGAGGUGUGGUGGAUGUUUGUUUGGAUGAACACCAAGGCUUGGACUGCUUCCAUAUUGUGCACAGCGAGCCGCAAAAUGCAGCCGUAUCGUCCUUCAUGGUGGAAGCGGCACCUGGAUCAGAUUUUCAUACCGCGCUGCCACAGCUCACUGGGACGUCAUCGUGCUACACUGUCUUGGAACUGAAAAAAGACAACGGCAACAGUGUGUUUGCUGUCUUUUUCCGUACAUUUGGCUAUCAAGGAACUUUGCUUUUAAAUCUGUUCGAAGUCAACCUGGAUGCGGAUGUGAUGGUCAACGGUGUCAUAGUGGACCACUGGGAGUCCACUCAAAGCACAAACUACCGUCUGGUGAGCGGCUGCAGGCACGAAGAUGAACUUCAUCUUCCUGACACAACAGGAUGUGACACCAUGGGCGCCUUUUUGAAUUGUAACACCACAGCCUACCUGAACAUCACUACUCAGCCCAAUGACUACUGUGUGAAAGAUGUCACAUUGUGCACGGUCAGCGGAUCCACCAUCAUCAACCGUGGGGGCACCACUUCCGUCUACGAUCACUGUGCCUACGAUCUCUUGGAGGACAUGACCGUGCAAGUAGUGGGCGUGUUCAGAGAGCGCCGUCGCAAAGAUGUGAUGUUUUUGGACCAAGUGGCCAUUAACCUAGGUGACAUCAACAUUUACCUGGGCCAAAGCGGGAAAGUUAAGGUUAAUGAAGACUACGUGGACCUGGGAAAUACAUCUGAGAUCCAUCAUGGGGUGGAGCUCUACAAGGAUGACACUGGGGUCUCUGUCAUGUUGUCACACAACAUGUACAACACCACGCUCUACUUUGACGGCCACUCUGCCCUUGUCUACACCGUGGGUGCUGGCUGGGUUCUAAAAGAGGAUGUUGCUGAAUAUCUGGAUGGUCUGUGCGUCAACACCAGCAUGACUUUAAGUGAGGCAAAGUCGUCUCAUUUGAGCUCCGAAGGCUGUGAGAUGCAGUACAGCGAGCCAGCAGAUGAGUCCAUCAACUGCACCGUAGUAACUGAACACUGUCAACUUCUGAACGGCUCUGACUUCGCCGACUGUCACGCGUACGUCGACCCAGAACCGUACAUUGCCGCCUGCAUCCGUACCAAGUGCAACUACACGGAUUUGGAUGGUGUCAAGUGCAUGUUUCAUGAGGCCUAUGCCAAAGCCUGCAGCCUGAAGAACCACUCAGUGGAUGGCUGGAGGUCCAAUGCACACUGCCCUCCGCAUGAGAUCUUCUGUCCAGAUAAUCACUGUGUGUAUCACGAGUUCUGUGCUGACAGCAUCAAUGGUCAAACCGCUUGCUUCUGUCGGGCCAUUUUCGCCUCUGAAUACAAAAUGAAUGACUCUGUGGGUAAUCCGGCGGUCUGUAUGGACAACACUGCUUCACUCACUGUGGUUGGUUGUCUCCUGGAGGAAAGGGGCAUCGACUACACUAAGCUCCACCUCAACGACGAGUCUUGUCGAGGUCACAAGGACAUGGACAACAUGGUCAACUUCAACUUCAAUACCAGCAACAAUUGUGGGGCAGUGAUCACGGUCAACGACAGCAAAAUACUUUACAAGAACUCCGUCAAGAGACAGAACAUGACCACACCUGAUGGCAUCAAGCGCUACGACUCCUUCCAUUUGGACUUCUCCUGCUUCCAAGAUCAGCCAGACCUCAAUGACAUGACAUUCAGAAUCAAAGACAACUCUGUCAUCCAGAGGAUCAUGUCUGGAUCUUUUGAAUACAUCCUGAACAUGACCACCUACAUGGACUCCAAUCACACUCGGGCUCUGGAUGUGGACACAGAAAUCCUGCUGAAUGAGACCAUCUUUGUGGAGCUGACGACAGAGGGCCUGGAUGAGAAUCUCCUGUCUGUGGUCAUCGAAUCGUGCUGGGCAACGAGCGGGCAGUCACCCACCGAAGGUCCCAUGUACCACCUGAUAAUUGAUGGGUGUCCAAACUCUGAGGAUGAUACGGUGAGAGUUGAUGUAAACGGACUGGGUACGUCCAGCUCCUUUGCCUUCAACAUGUUCCAGUUCUAUGAGGACCGCUUUGACAUCUACCUACACUGCAAAAUCCACCUGUGUUUGAAGGAGAACCAGAUCUGUAGCCCAAACUGCAGCAAUUCAAAGCGAAGACGCAGGUCUGUCAAGCCGCAAUACGCCGACAAAACACCCAGCCUCAUCAGUAUGACCUGGACUAAAUAGGUUGUGUUCAUGUCGUCUCAAAGAGAGUGGACCUUCAGAAUGAUUCCACACAUGGUAGUCCUGAUUGGAAUGUGUUUUUAGAAACUAAGUUUGCUUUGCUAUGACGCCACUUAUGACUGGAAAUGUUUGUUUGGCAGGCUCUGCCUGUCCAAUAUCUACUAUAUUACUAUAACACGGUGAAGGGGAAAUGAAGUGCUAUGUCUAUAGAAGUUCUACACUGCGAAUCAAUCAUCACAUGUUGUGCAGCACAUAAGAGUGCUAAAAUAUUUCAUGUCAAGCUUGUUGUACUUGGCAGGUUCAUUCUUGUCGUGGUUGUGUACGACAGCAUGCAUAAAUAG